AUGAAUAAUAAUAGUAAUAGUAAACACUUAUUUUUAUCAUCAUUUAUUGACAAUAUAACAAAUAAUCUUUCAAGAUCAAAAAAUAAUUAUCAAUAUAGUGAUUCUGUUAAACGGUUCGCUCCAUUAUUAUAUAUAUUAGGUGGAAAAUUGACGUACGAAUUAGUACGAAUAAAUUUAGUUGGUGCACUGCCGCAUUUGUCGACAUUAAAUAAAUUAAUAUCAAGUACAGAUCUUAGUAUAAAAGAAGGUGAAUUUCAAUUUGAUAGAUUAAAACAAUAUUUAAAUUCUACUGAUGUACAAUUUGGUUUUGCAUCCGAAGAUUGUACUAGUGUUAUACGUAAAAUAAAAUAUGACGUUUCUACAAAUUCAUUUAUUGGUUUUUCGACACCACUCGCUAAUGGAAUACCAAUUGCUCAAUAUUACCAAACUGACUCAUUUGAAAAACUAAAGGAUUGGUUUAGCACAAUUAAUAAAGCACCAUUAGUAAAUAUACAUAUGUUUCAACCGUUACCAUCAAUUUGUACAACUUCAUCAAGUCCAUUUUUAAUAUCUGCAUAUAGUGUUGACAAUACAUUUACCGCAAAUGAUAUUUUACGACGAUGA
Messenger RNA from Rotaria sordida, 603 nucleotides. The record is from the annotation of a GenBank genome assembly. Lineage: Eukaryota; Metazoa; Rotifera; Eurotatoria; Philodinida; Philodinidae.